GGCUCUUCAGUCUCAAGAAACAAUUUGCAGCGCGGACGUCUUUGGAAGCAAAUCUUCGGCAAAUCUCAGUCGGCAUAAAGCCUCUAUAUCAAUCUUUUAAAAAUUAUAUUCAUAAUAAUUGACGCUAUUUGUCGGUUUGGGUGCGGUCCAGAACCGACAACACAACGGAUAUUUAUUGCUAAAAUUUUCAUCUUUAUUAAAGUCGGAUUUUACCCAGAUCUACAAUCAAUACGAAGAACAUGUAUCUGAACCUACUUUUCCUAAUAUUCGUGAACGGUGUAUUCGGUGUUGAGACGGUUGACAUGAAGACACUGGAAGUAAUGGAGGGAGAUCCUGUCAUGCUAGAAACUUGUCUCACCAAUAUACAGAAAGACGAUGAGAUAGAGUGGAAGUUUGGACCUAAUGGUCCUGUCAUAGCUAAGAUCAAGGCCAACAAUGCCUUAUUAUAUGACACUGAUGAUAUGAUGUUUAAGGACCGACUCAAUCUAGAUGCUCAAACUGGAGAUCUGACCAUCAGGAACACCAGAAUCAAACACUCUGGGAUUUAUGAACUAAAGAUCUUCAAUGGCACACACAACGUACAGAAGACAUUCAGAGUCAUCGUCAUUGAUGCGAUUCCUAAGAAAGUGUCAGUAACAGAGGGCGAUUCCGUCCCUCUCGUGCAUGAUAUUACUGAUAUAGAGAAAUAUGAUGUGAUCCAGUGGAUGUUUGGAGCUGAAGGCCCUGUCAUCGCUGAAAUUAAUAAACAGAAAAGUAAGAUCCCAUCAUAUAAUGGUGCUGAUGGGACGUUUAGUGGCAGACUGCUACUGGACGUCCAGUCAGGAUCUCUCACCAUAACAGAAAUCACAUCCUCUGACGCUGGACUUUAUAAACUAAAGGUGUACGGCACAAACAGAGAUGCCAAAGAAAGGAAAUUCAGAGUUACUGUCAGUGCAGCGGGCCUGUCCACGGGUGUCAUAGUGGUGAUAUCUGUUGUUGUUGUAAUUGGGCUUGUGUGUGUGGCUGCUGUUAUUGUCUAUCGCUGCAACACUUCAAACAGACACAACGGUAAUUAUUAACCACAAGUGAUGUGACAAGAUGCCAGUUAUAAGAAAGGGAAUGAGGAAACGGCACUUAAACAGUAGCACAUGAUUACUGUAGCACUAUAAACAUGACCAGUAUAAAAUCGGCUGCUGUAUACUGUUAUGAAAUGGUACUUAACAAGGGUGAAUUGCUUCUCUGGUAUGAUUGGGGAAACUGCUACACUAUAUGCUUUCAUAUAAGUAAUGGAACAGAUUUAAGUUUACAUGCACUAGUUUAUUUUAAACAUCUGUUUUUAUUAAUGUUACAUACCGAUUACUUGAUCUGGCUCUUUGACUCUCAGCUUUCAUAUUAUGGGACUAAUUGCAGGCUUUUAAGUUUUUAUAAAAUAUGUAAUUUGAAGGUUCAUCUUAACAGAUAAAGGAUCUGUUUCUCAUGUCUGAAUUUCUCUGUGGAUGUUCUCUACUGUAACUGAGACCAACAGCUGGAAAGGGUCGAUGUUAAAGUCACUUCACAGUAUGUUUCUGUGUCUCUAAAGAGAGCGCAUGUAUCAGAUGCUUUAACAGACAUUUAUAGAGCAUAUAGAAAUGCAUGGUACUCCGUUCAAAAGCUUUUACUGAAUGUUAUAGGCUAGUUAGUGCCUAGAUUUUGUGUUCAAUCAAAGAAUGACACUAAAACAUGUUUAAAAUCUGCCAUCAGCUAUGAAUGUAAUGUGAGAUUUGAAAUGUGAGCUCACUGAGUGACUGUUGCUCAUCUGUUGUGAUGUACUGCUGUUCUGCCCUCUAGUGGAUAAAACAUGAUUAACCUUUUUUUUCAUGAAUAGGCUAAUAUGAUUGAGCUUAUUUUUUAAGCCUUGAAAUUAAAUGUAUUCGGCUGAUUUUAUUGGCUUUUUCUUUAUCUUGUUAUACAAGUCUCUGCUUGGGUAUAAUUGAAAAGCCUAUGUCUUAUUGUCUUGAUGCCUUUGUUGUAUAUUUGGGAAAUUUUUAAAAUAAAAGAU
Xyrauchen texanus (razorback sucker) is the source of this 2017-nucleotide messenger RNA. RefSeq lists its product as uncharacterized. The coding region runs from base 240 to 1058 and encodes 272 amino acids. The transcript has 5 exons. NCBI's taxonomy places the organism in Eukaryota, Metazoa, Chordata, Actinopteri, Cypriniformes, Catostomidae. The record is from RefSeq and is a predicted model, not a curated record.